Molecule: messenger RNA, 1281 nt
Organism: Pedinophyceae sp. YPF-701
Lineage: Eukaryota; Viridiplantae; Chlorophyta; Pedinophyceae
Source: the annotation of a GenBank genome assembly
AUGUGCGUCGCGCAGUGCUCGUUGGGGCUUGCGGGCGGCCCCGCGCAGACCCCCCGUGCCGGCCUGGAGGACCGCGUGGUGAUCGUGGGCGCGGGCAUCGGGGGCCUGGCGACCGCGCUGGCGCUGCGGAAGGUCGGGAUUCCGUGCACGGUGCUGGAGCGGGCUGAUAGCGUGCGGUCGGGAGGGUCGGCGAUCGCGCUGCAAACGAACGCGUGGAAGGCGCUGGACCUCAUCGGCAUUGGCGACGAGGUGCGCGAGGGGCACCCCGCGCUGACGAAGAUGGAGAUCGUCGACCAGGACGGAAACCUCCUGACCUCGUUCGGCUUCGAGGGCCUCGCCGGGGGGCCGCACGAGUUCCGCGGCGUCAGCCGCCAGAACCUCGCGGAGCGGCUCGCGCAGCUCGUCGGCGACGACGUGGUGUUCGGCGUGGCGGUGUCGGGCGUGGACGUGACCUCCCCGGACGACCCGUGCGUGCUGCUCGACGACGGCUCGCGGGUGCGGUGCCGGGCGGUCGUGGGCGCGGACGGCGUGAACAGCGCCGUGGGGAGGGCGCUGGGGGUCUCCGGCGUGAACUACGCGGGCUACUCGGCGUUCCGGGGGAUGUCGGAGUUCCCGUCUGAUGCAGACGUCCCCCUCGAGGGGCUCACGGUCCGCCAGGUGUGGGGCGCGGGGAUCCGCGCGGGGAUGUACCCGCUCGGCGACGGCAGGAUGUACUGGUUCACGUGCUUCAACGCCCCCGACGAGGUCGUGCGGCUCCCGCCGGAGGAGAUGAAGCGGGCGGCGCUGGCGUCGGUGGAGGGGUUCGGGGCCGGGGUGCGCGAGGCGAUCGAGGCGACGCCCGCGGACGCGAUCACGCGCAACCGGUGCGGCGACCGGUGGCCCGUGCCGGGCGCGGCCGUGGCGUCCGGCGCGGUGACGCUCGUCGGCGACGCGCUGCACCCGCAGACGCCCAACCUCGGGCAGGGCGGGUGCACGGCGCUCGAGGGCGCGGUCGUGCUCGCCGGCUGCCUCGCGGACGCCGGUCCGUGGGAGCGCGUCUCGCAGGCGGACGUCGCGGCGGCGUUCCGGGCGUACGAGCGGCGGCAGACCAAGCGCAUCAUCAAGGUGGCGGCCAAGGCGUCGGCGAUGGGCCGCGCGCUGCAGAUCCCGUUCCCGCCCGUGCUGCUCGUGCGGAACCUCGUCGCGAAGGAGCUGUUCGACCCCACCAACUUCCUGAAACACGCCGUGUUCGAACACCCCCCCCUGGUCCAGCGGGAGGUGGCGCAGCGCGCGUCGACGUAG